Messenger RNA from Dreissena polymorpha, 4557 nucleotides. Its product is annotated as E3 ubiquitin-protein ligase RNF166-like. Gene Ontology annotation, biological process: protein polyubiquitination; ubiquitin-dependent protein catabolic process. NCBI's taxonomy places the organism in Eukaryota, Metazoa, Mollusca, Bivalvia, Myida, Dreissenidae. Bases 62 to 718 code for a protein of 218 amino acids. The transcript is spliced from 6 exons. Gene Ontology annotation, molecular function: ubiquitin protein ligase activity. The record is from RefSeq and is a predicted model, not a curated record.
ACAACAACAACAACAACAACCUAAACCCCGGAAGUGGAAAUCAGCUGCAGCUAAAACAAAGAUGGCGACGUCCCAAGAUGCAGAGACUAUUGAGUCGUUUACUUGUUCAAUUUGCCGUGAAAUCUUCAAAGAUCCAGUGAUAUUACCAUGUGGAAACAAUCAUACAAUGUGCAGGGAUUGUGUCUUACCAUUGCUGAAAGAAGAAGUCAAAAAGUGCCCAACUUGUCGCACAGAUAUAACAAGCGUUAAAGGAGUGAAAAGAAAUUCAGCUUUAAAGAUCAAAAUGAGAAAGACACAUCUCCCAUGCUUUGGGUGUAAUGAACAGAUUUGUGUAAACAAUAUGAACGAACAUAUUGCAAGCUGUGAUAGAAUCGACAAAAGGAUCUCAUACUUCAAACCUGUGAAAGAAACUACUCAGAUAAUUCCAACGGAUCUUCCCAAUCGGUGCACCUUCAAGUGUCCGUACUGUGAUGUCAAGAAUCUUGAAGCAAGGGGUUUGAAGGAACACUGCAUCGAACAUCAUCGUUACGAUUCACAACAAGUGGUUUGUCCCAUUUGUGCCUCAAUGCCAUGGGGGAACAAGAAUCAAGCAAGCUCGGACUUUCUCAAACAUCUCGACAUGAGGCAUAAGUUUGAAUAUGACACCUAUGUUGAUUACAGCCAAGAUGAUGACGCCAUGCUCCAGGCAGCCAUCAGAGCUUCAUUGCAAAGUUCUUGAGAUGCCAUGGAAUAUGACAUUUUAACCUCCAAAAAUAUUGUACUUUACCAAUUAAGUGAUGAUUUUCAGAAUCUAUUUUUACCUUGCCACUUUUACUGAUGCUAAACUGAAAGAUAAGCAUGCCCUGUAAAGAUUAUUCACCAUUUUUUUAUAGUUUGUUCUAUUCAUUUCCUGGUGGCUUUGACCCCUCAAAAAAGGAUCUUGACAAUAUCUUAGCCAAGUUUAAAUCUUGGUCACGUGCAUAACAAAUCUUGGUCACGUGCAUAACAAAAAGUUAUCAUUCUAAACAAUAUACAAUUUAGAAAGAGUUGAUCCCGAGCUUUAAAUUCCAUUUGUUUAACCCAUUUAUGCCUAGUGGACUCUCCCAUCUUUUUAAAUUGGAUCAAUUUAUUUCCAACAUUGGGGAUGUCUAGUAUAUUUAUUUCUAUAUUUAAAAUAAUUCUUACUGAAAUUCCUUCAAGCAAACAGUGCAGACUCUGAUGAGACGGCACAUCAUGCGGUGUCUCAUCUGGUUCUACGCUUUUUGCCAAGGCUUUUUUUCUAGAUGCUAGGCAUAAAUGGGUUAAUGUUAAAGGUUGAACUGGGAUGAAUGUUAAGAAUACUUUUAACUAGUCUCAAAUCUUCCAACAUUUUCAGCUGCAGCUUUGCUAGCACAAACCAUUAUGCAAAAUCCCUAACAUGGAAACACAAGAGACUGAAAAUGUCAGACAAUUACAGCAUCUUUUACUUCAACUAUUGUUAAGCCACACAAGUUGUUUGUCUUAACAAAUGCCAUGUUAUUGUCUCUCAUCUUACCGUGAGUGUGUUUGAUGUCCAAUCUUCAUAUGAAAUCAGUGUUAGGAGUACUGUUGUUGUAAUUUUAGUGAAGUAGUUUAAAAUUAAUUAAAGUCAAUGUGUAUUUGAAGUGCUUUGUGUUAUAUAAUAUCGGUUGUGCUCUGUAAAAAGAGGGUUUAGGCCUGUGCAUAAAGUGUCGUCCCAGAUUAGCAUAUGCAGUCCGCAGACGCUUAUCAGGGAGGACACUUUCCACUUUUAAGAUUUUUUCGUUAAAAGAAAAUCUAUUAAAAAUCCAGUUUCGGCAGAAAGUGUUGUCCCUGAUUAGCCUGUGCGGACUGUACUGGCUAAUAUGGAACAACAAUUUACGCACAUGCAUUAAGUCUCCUUUUCACAUAGCACGGCUCAUAUGAGGAAUAUUACGCCUCUCAUGUGAUACGGCAUAACACUCGGCUCUUGACUGAUUUGUACUCUUUUAGAACAAUUGACAAGUGUAAUAUUCCUUAAUAUCACACCAUGAGCAGCUUAACAAACACAUAUUGAGUAUUAUUAUUAUUAUAUAAUAUUGUUAACAUGUUCAAUUCCAUUCUGCAUUCAUACAGAUCUUUUUUUGUUCUUUUUAUGCCCCCCUUCGAAGAAGAGGGGUAUAUUGCUUUGCUUAUGUCGGUCGGUCUGUCCGUCCACCAGGUGGUUGUCAGACGAUAACUCGAGAACCCUUGGGCCUAGGAUCAUGAAACUUCAUAGGUACAUUGAUCAUGACUCGCAGAUGACCCCUAUUGAUUUUGAGGUCACUAGGUCAAAGGUCAAGGUCACGGUGACCCGAAAUAGUAAAAUGGUUUUUGAAUGAUAACUCAAGAACGCAUACGCCUAGGAUCAUGAAACUUCAUGGGUAGAUUGAUCAUGACUUGCAGAUGACCCCUAUUGAUUUUGAGGUCACUAGGUCAAAGGUCAAGGUCACAGUGACCCGAAAUAGUAAAAUGGUUUCCGGAUGAUAACUCAAGAACGCAUACGCCUAGGAUCAUGAAACUUCAUAGGUAGAUUGAUCAUGACUUGCAGAUGACCCCUAUUGAUUUUGAGGUCACAAGGUAAAAGGCCAAGGUCACGGUCACCCGAAAUAGUAAAAUGAUUUUCGGAUGAUAACUCAAGAACGCUUUUGCCUAAGAUCAUGACACUUCAUAGGUACAUUAAUCGUGACCCGCAGAUGACCCCUAUUGAUUUUCAGGUCACUAGGUCAAAGGUCAAGGUCACAGUGACAAAAAUCGUAUUCACACAAUGGCUGCCACUACAACGGAAAGCCCGUAUGGGGGGCAUGCAUGCUUCACAAACAGCCCUUGUUUUUUUAUUAACAUUGGAGUAUCAUUUUGCUUUAGUGUUUUAUGAUGAGAAUUGUAAUGAGAUAUAUUUUCCUAUGAUGUUUACCUGGGGAUGUAUUCCUUUAAUGAAAAGCAUUGUUAUGAAAGCAUACUCAUUUAGAUUUAUAUUCUGUUCUUAGUAGCAACACCUACCUUAUGUUGAUAACAUGAAGGGGAGCUUGGAUAAAUUGUCAUAUAGGUUAGUAAAAUAACAAUAUUUUGAUCACUGUUUUCUCUAAACCUACAUAAUAAUGCAAAACAUUACUUUUUGUAUCAUAGUAUUUUCUAUAUACCAGGUAAGUAUUUUUGAGCAUACUUGUGCGCAUUGUUAUUUUAUGUUAAAUUUUAAAGAUUUUGGCAUAUCUGUAAAAUUGUUACAUUCUGUUUGUAGUUCAUCUCUCAUAAUCAAUAACUCUAAAAAGUACAAUGGUAAACUUUAAACAGUUGCUUACCAAAACAGUAACAAUACUUAGAUAGGGAAGCUUCUGAUGAUAGAAAUUCUCAUUGCACAUGGUUCCAAAUAUUUUACUAAAUGCAUGCAUUCAAUUAAAUCAUUACAAACUUUGUGGCUGCAGAGUAUUCAAUUUAACUGGAAUACUGACUGUUUCAAUUGCAUUUUAAAAUGUUCACUAUAGUUUUUGCUACACACGUAAAAUAUGCGUGUGUGAUUGUACUUUAAGAAUUGAUGCAUUAUCAUGAAAACAAACUGUUAUUAAAUGGCAAUUUUUGUACAUUUUAUACCUCAGCAAACAAAUAUGAUAGGGGGUUAAUUGAAGUCACUCUGUUGGUUGGUUUGUUGGUCAUAUAGUCUGUAUAAAAUGUACUCAGUUUGUGGAGAAAGCUAUUUCCUUAUUUCUCAAAUGAUGAUAUUUAAACUUUAAAUAUGUCCUGGUUAUAAAGUGUAGAUAUAAAUACCUGUUAUCAUUAUCCACAUUUCCCAAGUUAUUUGCCAUUGAACAUAUCUGACAAAGCAGUUCGGGAUAUUAGUCACACUGGUAAACACAGGAUGCAGGAUCACAUAACUCUGUGGGGUUCCCAGUUAAACAUUAAUGGAUGUAAACACACUGUUUAGUGGUGUAAUUUUUUAAAAUAACUUUUUUAAACCAUGCAUAAAAGACAGAUUUUAAUGCUGCUGAUGGCAAUUUGAAAUACAUAAGAAUUACUCAAUUUAAAAAGCCUGUGUUCUUGUUUAAAAAUGCCUUGUGUACUGCACGGUUAUGCUGCACACAACAUAAUAUUUUGUCACCGAAUUCAGUUUUAUUCAAGGAUUGAUUCUUAUACCUUAAGAUAUCGUCACAAACUGCAAGAAAAACUAUCUUUUUUGCACUAAAGAUUUUUGCGAAUGUAUUUCAAUAACUUGAGAUAUUUGCAAACAUAAAGUUCUUAAUGGUGUGUUUACAUUCUGUCCAGCCCGUGUGUAAAUCCAUGAAAACCCCGUUGAUUCUGCAUACUGGUUACAUGGCUCUAUUUUGUUUUGCAUGGUGUAAAUAUAUUUCUCUUUUUUAUGUCUAUACUAUGUCAUAUUUUAACAUAUGUUUAACGUCCAUCAUACAGUUAUUUGUUCUGGCAAAUGGUUUGGCUUAGUACUGUUACAGAUUUAUUUAAUUGUUUUAUUGUUAUGCAUGUGUGCACAUUAUUAUUAAACAUAUGCAUGUAUGCACAUAUGUAAAGUCUUUCUAUUACACACCAAAAUAGAAAAUAAAUUUUGGUAGACAA